GCGCCGGUAGCCGGAGCCCGAGCCGGAGCCUGAGGAGGGCGAAGGGGCGGCGGGCGGCGAGGAGGCGGCGGAGGAGGCGGCCGGUGCCGCGGGGCCGCCGCCGCCUCUGAGCCGCGCCGAGCGCACGAGCGCAGCCGCGUCGCUGCGGCCCCGGCCGCGCCAUGGGGAAGGAGCAGGAGCUGGUGCAGGCGGUGAAGGCGGAGGACGUAGGGACCGCGCAGAGGCUGCUGCAGAGGCCGCGGCCCGGGAAGGCCAAGCUCCUGGGCUCCACCAAGAAGAUCAACGUCAACUUCCAGGACCCUGAUGGCUUCUCGGCUCUGCACCACGCGGCCCUGAAUGGCAACACGGAAUUGAUCAGCCUGCUGCUGGAGGCCCAGGCCGCUGUGGACAUCAAGGACAACAAAGGCAUGCGGCCGCUGCACUACGCUGCCUGGCAGGGCCGGAAGGAGCCCAUGAAGCUGGUGCUGAAGGCAGGCUCUGCUGUGAACAUCCCAUCCGAUGAGGGCCACAUCCCCCUGCACCUGGCAGCCCAGCAUGGUCACUAUGAUGUGUCUGAGAUGCUGCUGCAGCACCAGUCCAACCCGUGCAUGGUAGACAACUCGGGGAAGACACCCCUGGACCUGGCCUGCGAGUUCGGCCGUGUUGGGGUGGUCCAGCUGCUCCUCAGCAGUAACAUGUGUGCGGCGCUGCUAGAGCCCCGGCCGGGGGACACCACUGACCCCAACGGCACCAGCCCUCUGCAUCUCGCAGCCAAGAACGGCCACAUUGACAUCAUCAGGCUCCUCCUCCAAGCUGGCAUCGACAUUAACCGUCAGACCAAGUCCGGCACCGCCCUGCACGAGGCUGCGCUCUGCGGGAAGACGGAGGUGGUGCGGCUGCUGCUGGAUAGCGGGAUCAAUGCCCAUGUGAGGAACACCUACAGCCAGACAGCCCUGGACAUCGUGCACCAGUUCACCACGUCCCAGGCCAGCAGGGAGAUCAAGCAGCUGUUGCGAGAGGCCUCGGCGGCCCUGCAGGUCCGGGCGACCAAGGAUUAUUGCAACAAUUACGACCUGACCAGCCUCAACGUGAAGGCGGGGGACAUCAUCACUGUCCUCGAGCAGCAUCCGGAUGGUCGAUGGAAGGGCUGUAUCCAUGACAACCGGACGGGCAAUGACCGGGUGGGCUACUUCCCAUCCUCCCUGGGCGAGGCCAUUGUCAAGCGGGCAGGUCCUCGAGCAGGCACUGAACCAAGCCUGCCCCAGGGAGGCAGCUCAUCGGGACCCUCCGCACCCCCAGAGGAGAUCUGGGUGCUGAGGAAGCCUUUUGCAGGUGGGGAACGAAGCGGCAGUGUGAGCGGUGUGGCUGGCGGCCGGGGCAGCGGGGGCCAUGCCCUGCACGCGGGCUCCGAGGGUGUCAAGCUCCUGGCAACGGUGCUUUCCCAGAAGUCCGUCUCCGAGUCCAGCCCGGGGGACAGCCCCAUCAAGCCUCCGGAAGGCUCCGCAGGUGCGGCCCGGUCCCAGCCUCCAGUGGCCCACGCUGGACAGGUCUAUGGGGAGCAGCCGCCCAAGAAGCUGGAGCCGGCAUCAGAGGGCAAGAGCGCCGAGGCCGUGGGCCAGUGGCUCACCGCGUUCCAGCUGCAGCUCUAUGCCCCCAACUUCAUCAGUGCUGGCUACGACCUGCCCACCAUCAGCCGCAUGACCCCCGAGGACCUCACGGCCAUUGGUGUCACCAAGCCGGGCCACCGGAAGAAGAUUGUGGCAGAGAUCAGCGGCCUAAGCAUCCCCGACUGGCUGCCUGAGCACAAACCCGCUAACCUGGCCGUGUGGCUGUCCAUGAUCGGCCUAGCCCAGUACUACAAGGUGCUGGUGGACAAUGGCUACGAGAACAUCGAUUUCAUCACUGACAUUACCUGGGAGGACCUGCAGGAGAUCGGCAUUACCAAGCUGGGACACCAAAAGAAGCUGAUGCUGGCUGUUAGGAAGCUGGCAGAACUGCAGAAGGCUGAAUACGCCAAGUAUGAGGGGGGCCCCCUGCGCCGGAAGGCACCCCAGUCACUUGAAGUGAUGGCCAUUGAGUCGCCACCCCCACCUGAGCCCGCACCGGCUGACUGCCAGUCCCCUAAGAUGACCACCUUCCAGGACAGCGAGCUCAGUGACGAGCUGCAGGCUGCCAUGACUGGCCCGGGUGAGGUGGGGACCACCACCGACAAGCCCUCCAGCCACCUGCCACCUACCCCAAGGGCCACCACACGGCAGGAACCCAGCCUGGGUGGCCGGGCACGGCACAUGAGCAGCUCACAGGAGCUGCUGGGCGACGGGCCCCCUGGGCCCAGCAGUCCCAUGUCUCGAAGCCAGGAGUACCUGCUGGAUGAGGGCCCGGCCCCCGGCACUCCACCCAAGGAGGGCCGGCCAGGCCGUCAUGGUCACAGCGUGAAGAGGGCCAGCGUGCCCCCUGUGCCUGGCAAGCCCCGGCAGGUCCUCCCACCAGGUACCAGCCACUUCACGCCCCCUCAGACGCCCACCAAAACCCGGCCAGGCUCUCCCCAGGCUCCUGGGGGACCUCAUGGUCCAGCCCCAGCUACAGCCAAGGUGAAGCCCACCCCACAGCUGCUGCCGCCAACAGAGCGCCCCAUGUCACCCCGCUCCCUGCCUCAGUCGCCCACACACCGUGGCUUUGCCUACGUGCUGCCCCAGCCUGUGGAGGGCGAGGCGGGGCAGGCUGCCCCAGGGCCUGCGCCCCCACCUGUGCCGACAGCUGUGCCCACACUGUGCCUGCCCCCCGAAGCCGACGCGGAGCCGGGGCGGCCCAAGAAGCGAGCCCACAGUCUGAAUCGCUACGCGGCCUCCGACAGCGAGCCUGAGCGGGACGAGCUGCUGGUGCCUGCUGCUGCGGGUCCCUAUGCCACAGUCCAACGGCGAGUUGGCCGCAGCCACUCGGUGAGGGCGCCCGCGGGCGCCGACAAGAACGUCAACCGCAGCCAGUCCUUUGCAGUGCGUCCUCGAAAGAAGGGGCCCCCGCCGCCUCCGCCCAAGCGCUCCAGCUCGGCUCUGGCCAGUGCCAACCUGGUGGAUGAGCCAGUGCCAGAUGCCGAGCCUGAGGACGGCCUGCUGGGGGUCCGGGCACAGUGCCGGCGGGCCAGUGAUCUGGCUGGCAGCGUGGACACGGGCAGUGCCGGCAGCGUGAAGAGCAUCGCUGCCAUGCUGGAGCUGUCCUCCAUUGGGGGUGGGGGCCGGGCUGCCCGUAGGCCUCCUGAGGGCCACCCUACUCCCCGCCCUGCCAGCCCAGAGCCGGGCCGGGUGGCCACGGUGCUGGCCUCAGUGAAGCACAAAGAGGCCAUUGGGCCUGGCGGUGAGGUGGUGAACCGGCGCCGCACACUUAGCGGUCCAGUCACCGGACUUCUGGCCACUGCCCGCCGGGGGCCUGGGGAGUCGGCAGACCCAGGCCCCUUUGUGGAGGAUGGCACUGGUCGGCAGCGGCCUCGGGGUCCCUCCAAGGGUGAAGCGGGUGUCGAGGGCCCGCCCUUGGCCAGGGUGGAGGCCAGCGCCACACUCAAGAGGCGCAUCCGGGCCAAGCAGAACCAGCAGGAGAACGUCAAGUUCAUCCUGACUGAGUCUGACACAGUCAAGCGCCGGCCCAAAGCCAAGGAGCGGGAGGCCGGGCCUGAGCCACCACCGCCACUGUCCGUGUACCAGAACGGCACUGGGACCGUGCGCCGCCGACCAGCCUCAGAGCAGGCUGGGCCUCCGGAGCUGCCCCCACCGCCCCCGCCUGCCGAACCCCCGCCCACCGACCUGGUGCACCUACCCCCACUGCCCCCGCCUGAGGGCGAAGCCCGGAAGCCGGCCAAGCCGCCAGUCUCUCCCAAGCCCGUUCUGACGCAGCCCGUGCCCAAGAUCCAGGGCUCACCCACACCCACCUCCAAGAAGGUGCCGCUGCCAGGCCCUGGCAGCCCAGAGGUGAAGCGCGCCCAUGGCACGCCGCCGCCCGUGUCCCCCAAGCCGCCGCCGCCACCCACAGCGCCCAAACCCGCCAAGGCAGCCGCGGGGCUGCCUUCGGGCAGCGCCGGCCCUUCGCCCGCGCCCUCGCCCGCGCGCCAGUCACCCGCCGCCCUCGCCAAGCCGCCCAGCACGCCGCCCUCACUGGCUGCCAGCCCUGCCAAGCCCCCGUCCCCCGGCGCGCCCGCGUUGCACGUGCCCGCCAAGCCCCCGCGCGCCGCCGCCGCAGCUGCCGCUGCGCCCCCUGCCGCGCCAGAAGGCACCUCGCCCGGCGACAGCGCCCGGCAGAAGCUGGAGGAGACCAGCGCUUGCCUGGCCGCGGCGCUGCAGGCAGUGGAGGAAAAGAUCCGGCAGGAGGACGGGCAGGGUCCGCGCGCCUCGGCGGCGGCGAAGAGCACCGGCAGCAUCCUGGACGACAUCGGCAGCAUGUUCGAUGACCUGGCCGACCAGCUGGACGCCAUGCUGGAGUGAGCGCCGCCUCGCCGGGCCCGUCCGCGCCGCCCGGGCCCUUCCCGCACACUGACCUAUACCUCAGGAUGGGCGCGUCUGGGUGCGGCGCGAACGGCUGGGCAGGGCCCCGCACAAGCACAACUCCGGCCCCUGGUCCCGGGCUGGGGCGCCCACCGAGGACUGCAUGGCCGGGGGCUCCAAGGGCUCUGUGCAGACCCCGCGCCCGCGGGCCCGCCCCACCUGCUGCUUCCCGUGCAAUACCUGCUGGGCCUCCUGCCCACGCGGGAGGGGAGGGCGCCUCGGGACCAGGGACGGGGCAGCGCACAGGCCCGGGCCCAGCACAGAACUGCCCAUUGGGACGCCCGGCCAGCCUCUUGGGCGCAGCACAAGGGACAGGGGACCAGGGUCAGGGCUCCCCUGCCCCACCGCACCCCCAGAAUAUAAGCUAUCAAGAGUAUUAAUUUAUUGGGAAUGAGCUGAGGCAGAUUUCCCCAGAGAAACAAAAAGGUAUAACUUUAACAAAUAUAUAUUUAAAGAAAGAAAUAUUAUUGAUUCUAUAGAAAACAAUUUACCAACUGAAAGGACACAAGUCUAGCUCCAGACAAAAGCUGUUAAGAGGCCCAAGCCGUCUGCCUGCCGGUCUUUCCCUCCCUCUGGUCAGAGUGGAGGCCCCAGGCCCCUAGCACAGGUGAAAGGCUGGGGCUGGGAGGCAGGUGCUCUGCCAGGGGCUCCCCCGAGCUUCUCUCCUAAGUUCUCUGCACCCCAACAACUCGAGGAUGUGCCUUGCUCGCGACGGCCAUGUCCUCUUGGCGUGGCUGUGUCCUGUGGCGCGGGUGGGUGUGGUGAACAUGGGCACGUCAGCGUAGUGGCCACAUGAAAGCAGGGUGCAUAGCAGGCGAGGCUAUGGGCUUGCAGCUCAUCUGAGGGUGUGCCUGCCCCCUCCCCAGGGCCUGCACAGGCAGCCCGUCCACCCUGCCAGCGUUCACAUGGACGCUUCUGCUCAUGGUCCAAGGCUGUGUCGUGUGGUCAUUCUUGCCCUCCCUUUUCCUCUCUCUUCCUCCCCUGCCUCAUCCAAGAAGUACUGAUUGGUCUCCUCUAUCGUGUUUGCUGAUCCACAAGUGUUGGGCACAACUUUGACAUUUCUUAAAAAAAUUUUUUAAAUGCCGAAAA
Messenger RNA from Sapajus apella (tufted capuchin), 5597 nucleotides. It is a transcript of the gene CASKIN1, whose product is annotated as CASK interacting protein 1. The coding region runs from base 162 to 4448 and encodes 1428 amino acids. The transcript is spliced from 20 exons. Gene Ontology annotation, molecular function: protein binding. The record is from RefSeq and is a predicted model, not a curated record. NCBI's taxonomy places the organism in Eukaryota, Metazoa, Chordata, Mammalia, Primates, Cebidae.